This is a messenger RNA of Culex quinquefasciatus (southern house mosquito), 5215 nucleotides long. RefSeq lists its product as uncharacterized. NCBI's taxonomy places the organism in Eukaryota, Metazoa, Arthropoda, Insecta, Diptera, Culicidae. The record is from RefSeq and is a predicted model, not a curated record. The transcript is spliced from 5 exons. Bases 245 to 5035 code for a protein of 1596 amino acids.
GAAACAACUACAAAAUUGAAAAGCGCAGCAAACUGAAGCCGAGCAGCAAAAUUAAAUUUCUCUUCUAUUUGUACAAUUUUUUAAACAAAACUAUAUCAAAUUUCGUUAUUUAUUCAAUAAAGUGUGACCACCAAUUGUGAGUAGUGAUAUAAAAGUAUAAAUGACGCGCCUGUAACGAAAAAUCCUGAAAAUCAGCUGACUCUUCUCGAGCCGCCAACGAUCCGUCCGCCCAGCCUCCAAAACAAUGUCCUUCUCCGCCAAACUGGACGCACUGCGGAGGGGUUUCUCCGAGGAGGCCACCGCGGCCAAAACGCUGCCCGCGCUGCGGGACCUGUUGGGUACCAUUCCGAAGCAGCUGGACCGCGAGAAGACGGCCGUUUACAUGUUCAAGGAGGUGCUGAACGUUUACGCGGAACUGGAUGACCGGGACGUGGGUUUGCGGGACGUGCUGCUGGAAGCGCUGGAGUAUUUGGUGGGAUUGUGCGCGGAUGCGGACGACGGCAUUCGGGUGCACUUUCUGGUGCGCACGUACAACGCGAUGGUCAAGUUUAACGGCAGUGAGAACAACCGACUCAUGAUUGUGCAGUGCUGUGACCUCGUGACAAAGUGUCCCGUGAAGGAGGACCAAAUGGAUCUGCUGCAGAGACUCUGCAAGGUCGUCCUGAGGGCAGUUUGGGAUUUGAAGGCUGUAAAAGUGUCGACGGAAGGAGCGCUGGAUUUCAUCUGCGCGACCAGCAUGAAACUUGUGGAGCACUGGUCGGAAUCGGAUUCGGUGGAAGUUCGUGCCAAGGCGAUCGCCAUCUUCCACGACGUGUUUGGCAACGCGACGGCGGUGCUCUAUCGGUUGUUCAAUCUGGACGAAUCGCGUGCGGUUGAUUAUUUCCGGAAGUUGGUGCAUCUUUUCCGAAGCAAAGGAAAGUUCUCCGAACGGGAGCUGAUUGAGCUGCUGCAGCAAAGUUUGCCAUAUCUGGAGAACGUUUUAAGUCUCGGCGAUGCCUCCAAGUCGUACUUGCAGUUUGCCUCCUUCAUAAAUAUUUUCGAGAGGAUUAUUGAUGCGCCGACGAGGAAGUCUUGGACUGUGCUGCGAGAUUAUCUGAACUUUCAAAACAGUCCCGUACCCGAUGAAAGCAAGCUCGUAAAUUUGUCGACCAUGCUGAAAGAACUGAGCGCCACUUCCGCCUCCGACCCUUUGCUGGUGGACAUUGUUAUUUUCGUAACGUUGCAGCUCCGAAUCCAUCUGGAACAGUUGAAGCUGCAAGCACUGACGAUCGUCCGGCCGGUCAUAGAUCUGUGCAAAUCUCUGACGAAAUUCUGCAAGUACUGCCCGAGAAGCGUCGCGCACAUCUGCGGCCGUUGCGCCAGCUCGAGUCGACACUUGGUAGAUUACAUCUCCACGAUGGUGGUUCAGCUGGCGACGAUGCUGUCGAAGGCCGGCCACAAGAUCGAUGCCGAGUUGGUGGUGUUGGUGAAUGGCUUCCUGAAGCACAAGCUGCUAACGCUGGACGAUUUGAGCUGUGAUAAAAAGCAGUCCCUGCUGUAUUCCGCGCUGCGAUUUGUGUUGAAUUGGGCACGCGUCGGAUUCCAGCUGGUCAACGGGAGGGACAUGUUGGAGCUGACAAGGAUGGUGAUUGAUUUCAAGUAUCGGUACGGGUUCGAUUUUCUGACGCCGGUCUACAUGGUUCGUCUGUUGGAGAGUUGCUUCAAGAGCUGUGGAACCAUUUGGGAGAUCAUCAAUGUUAAGUUGAUCAAACUGCUGUUGAUGUUGCGUGAUGAUUCCGGCACGAAAGAGGUCGAUGAAGUGAUUUAUUCGAUAAUGAGCCAUCAAAUUGGAGGCAAGGACGAGAAACUUCGUGAGCAGAACAUUGUGCAGCUGCUGGAGCGUUCAGAUUUGGAACUGUACGGCUAUCCCAUAAGUCCAACGCUGAAUCAACAGGAAAAGAUCACCGUACUUUUGCUUGAGAUGAACUGGGCGUCUCGAUACAAGACCAGCUCUCUUUUGGACUACUUUGAACGACUGCAGAAGCUCAACGCAGAUCCAGCGCAGCUGGGAAUGACGCUGUACCUGUUCCAGGACGGAAACAUCGCCCAAGUAUCCGACGAAACCAAGGAGAGUCUCAAGGUGAAACUACAGAACGCGCGACCCAAAGCAGCGAUCGAAAAAAUCCGACGACACGGUUCGCUCGGCUUGUUGAGCUACUACGAAUUCAUCGCAACUUCCAAAGCGAUCGCUUCUAAGCUGAAAGAUUGCCAGUUCAACAGGGACACGCUGAAAAACGACCAAAUCAACGACAUCCUACGGGAAAACACGAUGGAGCAGGAAAUGGUGCUGCUUUCGCAGCUCGAACAGACUUAUCUCAACUACCGGGACAUGACUGCGACGCUGGCGGAAACCUCGUUCGAGCACUUUGGUCUGAUCUACUCGCUCAAACAGAUUUCGUCCAUGUUGUACAACACCUGCCGCUUCUACCAGAUUUCCUACUAUCCAAGACGAGGCGUUGAACUCCAGCUGCUAAACUACGUCCUGCUCUGCCAAAAGCCCGACCGAAUCCUGGAUCUCUGCUGCCCGUUGGGAUUCCUCCUCGAGUACCACCAAAUCUACGACAAGCUACAACAAGAACCGUUCUAUCAAAAAUCGUGGGUUCCAUCCCUCAAACAACUGGCACGAAAGGCCAAAGAAAUCAUCAGUUCCGCUGACGACACCUCCAUCUCCAAAGCGUCAGAAACCCUCAAAUACAACUUCAUGAACCUCCACCUCAGCCUAGCACUGUACGAAGCGUCAACCGACAACCUCCCAGCGUCAAUCAACCACCUCCACACCCUCAACACCCUCCUCCAAAAUCACCCCGACUCCACCACCGUCUCCGUCAUCCGCGGCCGAAUCUACCACGUAAUGUUCCGCCUGGUAACAAUCUAUAAACUCCCCUCGCCCCGUGGCAUCUCCGAGCGCGUCUACAUCCGCCUCAUGCUGGAGCACUACAACGAGAUUCAGAAGCUCCCAACCGAUUACGCGUUUGUCGUGCCGACCAGCACGCUCGAGAUGACGCUGGACACGUUGCGGUAUCUGAUGAUGCGCUACGACACCGACCGGAUCGAGGCCCACGUCGAGCAGAUUUUGCGCUUUGCGAUGCGGCGCGGAGCGGGGCUGAGGGCCAUGCAGGUGCUGACGAUGUACGCGGUGUUGAACGCCGACGGGGAGAAGACUACGAAAAGCAGGAUGCUGCUCACCUUCCUGGACCGGCUGCUGAUGUUCCGUCCGAUAACCACCGAUAGCAAGGACUCUUCAAAAGGCCAAUUUGGCGACUGCCUCGAAGUUCCUCAGCUAUCGCUGAGUGAAACUCCCAACGGCGUGGACCCAACUCGCAAGGCUGUAAAAUACGUCAAGUCGCCUCAAAAACGAAGCCCCUCGCCGAACCUGUUCCCCGAGCAGUCAAUCGAUUGGCGCCAGUACCUGGUGCACCACCACUCCGGCUGCAGCUGCCAGUUUUGUCGCUGGCCACAGUACAAGUGUGCGGCUCUGCUGGCGCUGGCAGGUUACGCACGGGUUGCAUUCCUCAGCGACAACCACGAACAGUGUCACCAGCUGUACAGUGCCCUGUCGGAGUUUUGGACGCAGCGGAGCGAUGGAUUAAAAGCUGCCGGUGAGUUGCUGGGGCAGAUGGAGGAAUUUCUGACGAUGAUGGCACGGGUUUUCAUGAACUACGGACAGCUGCUGAUGAAACAUGGCCAGCCGGAUAACGCUCGUCGUGAGCUGAGGAAGAGUUUGGAGAUGGUGCGGGAGAUUGGCGGUGGGGUUGACCCGGGGCUCGUUCAGGACAUUGAAAUGAACCUGCAGGCGUUGGAGGAUGGUUCCAAGUACGGCGGGAAGAGCAAACCGAGUGGGGCGGCGAGUUUUGCGGAGUUUAUCAAACAAAAUGCGCAUUUGGAGCCGGUUCCAGCGGUACGGACAAACAAGUUCCUGCUGAAGACUCCGAAGGUGGGUCCAAGUCGAGUCAUUCCCAAAACGGCCAGCCGGGCAGAUGAUCUUCUGAAGCAGGUGGCGCGCAAGCGGCUUAAAACGACCCUCGCAGAAAAUAAUCACAGCCACGAGACGGAGCUGAUAAGUGCCAUGACCGGACUGUCGUGUGGGUCCGAACGGAGGCUCAAAACUACGGUUAGCAUAUUUGUAGACUCGCCGGAAAAACCUAGUGCAAGUGGUCGGCUGCAACCCGGCAAGAAGAAGCUGUUCUGCAAGGAAACGUACUCCGCCGAGCAGGAUGAAACAUCCCCCAAAAAGCCAUCCCGAGGAAGAAACAUCGUCGGUGAAACUCCCGCUGCGGCCCCGAAACCAACCCGCAAGAAAAGACUGCCAUUAAGUCCCACGCUCCACGCGUCCUCAUCCACCGAAUCCUUCAAGGACGCCCUCGUCAACGGAUUGCAGUGCAGUACGCCAAAGGCCACCUCGGUAACAACCAGAACCAAAGCCGGCCGCACCACCAGCAAAAAGUCCAAACCAACCAUCGAAUACCCCAAGCUAGCUCGCGCCAAGUCCAAAUCCCCCAAGCAAAACCACUCGUUCAACAGUUCCUUCCGUGACGUUUUGCUCAAGUCCAUUACGGAGAGCGCCAAGCAGCGACCUGCCGCCGCAGCCGCCGCCGAUUCCAGCGUCAUAGUGCUAGACGAUUCAGACGACGUCAUCAACACCAGCAUCGCGGAAAACACCUCCAUCAGCCACAACUGCGGCGGCGUCCUGUCCCUCAAAAAGUACUCGGACCGCAAGGUGUACGGAAGCACGCGGAAGAAGAUCCCCGCCAAAACGCGCCUCCAGUUUGAUAGCUCGGUGGUGGACAUUACGACGCCGGUCAGCUCUCCGGCGGUGACGCCGGCAAGUGGUAGCGGUGGUAACAGUGCUGAAGCCGUUCAGGUCGUGAAAAGAACAAGGGGUCGACCGAGGGUGGUGAAGACGACGGAGGUCACUCCGGAGUUGGGGGAAGCGGCGGUGACGGGUAAAGUUACGAGGACCACCCGGAAGGUAAGGGGGAAGGCGGGAGCGAUUUGAUGGAGAGCGGGUUUGCUGUCGCAGGUACUGUAAACGAUUGGUAUCACACACUAUUUUUUUCGUUUUUAUUUAUGAAUCUUUUUUUUAACAUUUUUAAACUUAGCAAUAAAUUUAAUGAAUACUAUUUUGUAGCCAUUGUUCCAAAUAAUAGUUGUCUCAAUUGUUUAUGAAAUAUGAAAA